UCGUCCACCAUCAACCUCAGGCCCCCCAUGUCCAACAACUUGCGCUAUGUCGUCGCGCAGGAUCAGGAGCGCUUCGAUCUCUUCUUGGCAGAGCUCAAGCGCUUCGAUAUCCACGGCCGGCCCAAGAUCGACUUCUACCAACACAUGGCCAGGGUUGAAGGGAUGACGAACCACCACAGCGCAGAACACUUCAUGCGCAAGUACCGACCAGUGUUUGAUAAGCGUGUGCCGGCUUGGGACGCGCGGACACGGCCACAUGCGGGUGAGGAGGUGUCGCCGAAGACUGCGUCCAAGCCCACGCCAGCCAAAAAGGCUGUGCACUUUAAGAGUGCACAGAAUGCAGAGCGGAGCGAUGCCGAGAUCUCAGAAUUGAGCGUCGAGGAGAACGAAGGGGGGGACGAGGGGAAGAAGGGGGGACACACUGGCAAGGAGGAGGGUGGAGAGGAGGAAGAGGUGGAGGAAUGGGAGGGAAUCUUUGGGCUAGAUGACGAGGAGGUCACGGAAGACGAAGGUGAAGACGAUCCUGACUGGAUCGAGCCCGGGCGAGAGACGGCGGCCCCAUCUCGACGGCAACGGGAUAAGUCGCGGUCAGGUGAACCUUCAAAAUCGAGUACCUCGGCGCGUAAGCGCGCAAGCGACGGUCCCACGAACGAGGCCGGUAAGCGGCCGCGUCUGGAUCCUGCCGCACGCGAGACGCCGCUUAAGCCAGUGGCCACGAAGGCGGGCGAGACCUCGGGGAUCGGGUCCGCCGAUGGUUUGGCUAACGGGUCUGCCAGUGGCUCCGGUCAGACUAGGCCGCUGCCUCCGUCUCCGCCCAAGGACGCAACCAAGCCGCCCAAGGACGCAACCAAGCCGCCCAAGGACGCAACCAAGCCGCCCAAGGACGCAGCCAAGCCGCCCAAGGACGCAACCAAACCGCCCAAAAACACAGCUAGCACGUCGAGUCCGUCGAGCCGCGUCGCACCUCCAAAAGAGGCUCCAACACGCCCUCCUCUCGACUCCUCCUCCUCGACGAUCCGCCCCGUCUCCAACUCGGCACCGCAACGGCCAAACGCCGAGGCAGGACCGUCCCGCCCCCGCGUGAACACCUCAUCUCUCCGAGAUGUUACCAAGUCUGCUCCCUCGCCCCUCCGAGCAGGUGUCUCUACUGGCCCCUCGCCCCUCCGCGUUGGUGCUACAGCUGCAGCUGGCCCCUCGCCCCUCCGAGUUGCUGCGCCCCAUGGUUCAUCUCUUCGAACCAUUUCGCUCUCACAGUCUGACACUUUGCCUCCGCCUCUCUCCGCUGCGCCGCCCAGCGCUUUCCCAUCCUCAUAUGCGGUAGGCCCGCCGCCCUCUGUCGCGCCGGCUCCGCCACUGACCGCAUCACCAUCCACUGCCACUUCCCCCACCGCGCGGCCUGUCCAUGUUCGGCCUUCGACCGCCCCUACUCCUGCUGCGCUGUCCGCUUCUCCUACCACCGCUGAGCCCACAAAUGCUCAAUCUCUCACGGCUGUGGCAGUCAGCGCUGAGCCUCCAGCGGCUCAGUCCCUAAGUGAGCGACUUCCCGCCUCUCAAUCAGCUCGCAUCUCUACGCCUGCUGCUACCGCUGCUUCAGUCGAUGCCGUUGCCCCAGCUGCCGCCGCCGAGCAGGCGUCCAUCAUCGCGCAGGCGCCAGCCGUUGCGCCAGCGCCAGCCGUUGCGCCAGCGCCAGCCGUUGCGCCAGCGCCAACUGCUGCGCCUGCGCCAAACGCUGCGCCAGCGCCGAGCGUUGCGCGAGCGUCAACUGUCGCCCUAGCCCCCAGCAUCGCGCCGGCGUCAACCGUCGCGUCAACAGUCGCGUCAACCGUCGCACCGGCUUCCGACGUCGCGCCAGCCCCCGGAAGCACGCAGGCUUCAACCCCUACGCCGGUCCGGACCACUGCGCCGGCCUCCGUUGCGCCCACUCCCGCUGCAUCAGCGGCCACUCCCGCUGCAUCAGCGUCCACGGCCGCCUCAGCGUCCACGGCCGCAUCAGCGUCCACCGUCGCAUCAACGUCCACCGCCGCAACCGCGUCCACCAAUACGUCAGCAUCCACCACUGCCCCCACUGCCGAAGGCAAGCGAAAGCGCAAAAGUACACACGAAGUCGAUUUCAUCGUCAUCAAGAACGAGGCCGACGUCCCGCCAGCAGGGUGCAGCCGGCACUGCCUGCGUUGCGCUGAAUGGGGAUAUCUGCGCGUGAAGCACCAGCAGCUCACGCAUCUGCUGCAUGACCGGGACGACCGGCUGAUCGCACAGCAGCAGGUGUACGAGGAAAUGCAGAAGGAGAUUGCGGCGCUGCAGGCGCAGCUGGCGUUCAAGGACAAGCAGCUUGCCGACAAUGUCGUGCAGCUUGCGCGGCUGGACCGCCUCAUCGACAUGAUUGAAUGGCCGAAUCGGAAGUAG
Molecule: messenger RNA, 2403 nt
Organism: Cutaneotrichosporon oleaginosum
Lineage: Eukaryota; Fungi; Basidiomycota; Tremellomycetes; Trichosporonales; Trichosporonaceae
Source: RefSeq, a predicted model, not a curated record